This is a messenger RNA of Boleophthalmus pectinirostris (great blue-spotted mudskipper), 2681 nucleotides long. RefSeq lists its product as uncharacterized. The transcript has 5 exons. Lineage: Eukaryota; Metazoa; Chordata; Actinopteri; Gobiiformes; Gobiidae. The record is from RefSeq and is a predicted model, not a curated record. Bases 2 to 1033 code for a protein of 343 amino acids. Gene Ontology annotation, biological process: response to bacterium.
GAUGGCACCUUCACAAUCUGUUUUCGUCCAGUGUCUGCUGUUGGUUUCUGUGGCUCAGAUGAAUGGUCUACAUGAGGAGGGUACUUUCCUCUCAGUAUCUUUUGGAGAGAACAUUACAUUACGUUGUGCUUCAUCUGAUGAUGACCAGGUCGGAGCUAAACUUUACUGGUUCAGGCAAAAAUUGGGCAUGAAACCAGAGCUCAUCUCUUCAUACUUUAAAUAUGACGAAAAGAGUGAAUUUUAUGGAGAAUUUCUCAGCAACAAUCGUUUGAAGCCGGAUUAUGACAAUAACAAAAAUGACUUGCAUAUCAAGAAUGUAAACAUCUCUGAUUCUGCUGUUUAUCACUGUGUGCGAAGUUAUUUACACCAAAGUGAGUUCCUGGAAAGUGUCACUGUGAUUGUGAAGAGUUUGAGCCCAACAGUUGAAGUCCAUCAGUCUCCACAUGAGGAAAUAGAACCAGGACAUUCUGUGGUUCUAAACUGUAGUGUCCAGACUGAGAGGUGUGAAGGACAGCACAGGGUUCACUGGUUCAAACAGUCUGAAGAGUCUGCAGCAGGAGUCCUGUACAGUCAUGGAGGAGGUCGUGUGGGUGAUGGGUGUAAGAACGAUGGAAAAAGUCCAACCAACUCCUGUGUGUACAGCCUCCCCAUACACAAUGUGAACUCAGAGCAGACUGGGACCUACUACUGCGCUGUGGCCGCCUGUGGACAAGUCCUGUUUGGGAACGGGACCAGGGUCAUAAUAACAAAUGGAGAACAGACUAUAGUUAUUUACCUCUUGAGUGGAGCUUUGGCAGUCUCCUCAGUCCUGGUGAUGCUUCUGGUUUUCUCACUGUGCAGAGUCAAAAAGAAAUACAACAUUCUGUCCACAGAACUGAAAUAUCAGUCCAGAAUACUGGCUACGACCAAUGGAGAGGAGCAGGACGUGCACUCCCUCCAUUACGCUGCCCUGAGCGUCCAGCCUCCGUCCAGAAGACAGAGAGUCACCGCUCACACUGACUGUGUGUACUCCAGUGUUCACCCACAUGACUGAACAUGGACACAGCAGGGUGCUAGAUGUGCUUUUGUGGGACUUGCUGCUUCCCUUACAGAAGGAAUAUUAUUAUGUGAUCCAUGGAUGAGUAAUCUAGAGAUCUGUCCCGCCCACUAUUAGCGCCUUCACUGCAGUUAGUGUUACGAUUCUGUGCAACGCUCAGACCCAAGCCUAUAUCAGCCUUUCUCCAACCCAGCCAUUUUUCAUGAAGCAGGAUACAGAGCAAAUCCACUACAACUUCACAAACCUGAUGAGAUGUGCAGUAGUUUAAUUAUUAGAAUGCAAGGGGAGUAGGGACUACAAGAGAAACAAAGUACACAUGUUUUCAAACAAUAAAAUGUCACAUGAUGAUCUAAAUAUAUUAUGUGUUAACAAGUAGAAGAUUGGAAGUAUAAUACCUCCUCUUUAAAAGUGACAUAUUGCACUGUUUCUGGUUUUAGUAAUAAACUAUUACAUACCCGGAUCAUGAUUUUACAUUCUGUUCACUGAAAUAAUUUAUACUUAUCUAAAACAAUAUUUAUGAUUAGACUAAUAAAUAUUGUAAGUAUCCUUGUAUGUACUGAGGCCAGAGGUAAUUCAUCUGUAAUGUGGAAAACUUUUUUGUUUCAUCAGGUGAGGAAUUGUCUAUUGGUUUUAAUUUGAGAUCCAGGCUAGACCCAACCAACCCACAGACCAAGUAACUCAAAGUAACUCAAUCAGAGGUCUUGGCGCUCAUAGACAAAUAAACAAUAGUGCUAGAGAAGAAGAAAUCAACUCAUAUUGUUCUUAAAUUCCAAUGACAUACUGCAUGUUUUGCAAUUUGGGUUCCACCCUCAGUAUUGAACUGAAACUGCAAACUGCUGUUUUAUUUAUUGAACAAAUUAAACUGGCUAUUGUUAAAGGCCAAAUUAUUGGUGCAUUUUAAAUUUUUUUUUUAGAUAUAUGAAAUGGUUUAAGAACAUAGCUGGAACAAAUAUAAUAGUUUGUAAUAAUCAACAAUGAAAGAUCGUUCUUUUUAACAUUCAAAACAGGGGUCUCACAGGGAUCAAUAUUUUUAAACACUUGUCCUGGGGCUUGCAGCCAAAUGUAUGCAGACGAUGCCUUUGCACAGGUGUAAAGCAAAUUUAUGGAAGCCAUUAUUGCUCAGCUUCAGUACCAUCUACAAGCUGUUGCAGUAGAUAGUGUUAGUUUGCUUCUCUUGUUGACAAUCUGUGAGACAUCAAUCAAAUGAGAGGUCGAUUAUCUCGGCCUUAUCCCGGACAUCUAAAUUGUACAGCUUCAGAAUAAUCAUACUGCAUGUUUUUUAAAAGCAACCAGAAACUGCAACAACACAGAACAAGACAGCUCGGUUUAUACAAAGAUUAGCCUCACUUGGAUUGGAAUAUAGAAUCCUGAACAACUCAGCAUGUGCACCUCUCAAGCUCUAUGUUCAGUCCACAUCUGCAGUGAAAACCAGAGCCACGUGUGUCUCCCACCAAUCUCCUGACUGGACUAAACAGCCAAACAAAAUAUCCAAGAUUCUCUGUGGAGCUUUAAAAAAUGGUUGUGGAAUAAACAAACCUGCAGCACUGAUAACAAGUGUUCAAUAUCACACAGUGUGAAAUGUGCAGCACUGAUAUUUUGUGUUUUUGUAUGUAGAUACGGGCUCAUGUAAUAGUGAAAUGUAGAA